AAAUGGUUAGGCCUUCUUGGUUGCACAUUACAUCAAUGGGCCUCUCUCACUCUCUCUCUCACAGACAUUUUUGUCGAACAGAUGGUGUUCCCUCGUAAACAGUUACCGAACUAAUUAAGUACUCCCUUUUUUUUUUUUUGAACAACAAUUAAGUACUCCCUAGUCCCUAGCUUUGUUUUUUCCGACUAAUAGGAGCAAAACGAGACCCUAGCUGAGUGGUGUGAGUGAGAGCGAGAAACAUGGAAGGAGUUGAGCUGGAACUAGAGAGAAGAAGCAAGUUCUUGAACAGCUUGAUACAGCAGAAGAAGAAGGCUAAAGAGGAGCAGGAGCAGAAAGACGAGUUCAAUGUCCGAGUUCGAGCUUCCGACAUGCCUCUGUCAGUGCAAAACAGAGCCUUCAGUUUCCGUGAGCUCUUGAAUGCUACUCCUGGAAAGGCCGACAACAAACGACUCGCUCUCGCCCUUAAAAAGGACUUCGAUUCUGCAUAUGGCCCUGCAUGGCACUGCAUUGUUGGGACCAGCUUUGGUUCAUACGUGACUCAUUCCGUUGGAGGAUUCAUAUAUUUCCAGAUCGACAAGGUUUAUGUUCUUCUAUUCAAGACUGCUGUGGAACCUUUAGAUCACCAAUGAGAAUGUUGAUCAUGUAUUAUUUAUUCACGCUAUUUAUUUUCAAGUUUGAUGUGUUAAUCAAUCUCCUAGACAAAAUCUUUGAUGCAAAUCAAGAAUAGGUUUGUUAUUCGUGUUGUGUAAUUACAAACGAACUUUGUUAUGUUCUUUAGAAACUUCUCUUUUCUGGUA
Molecule: messenger RNA, 797 nt
Organism: Raphanus sativus (radish)
Lineage: Eukaryota; Viridiplantae; Streptophyta; Magnoliopsida; Brassicales; Brassicaceae
Product: dynein light chain 1, cytoplasmic
Biological process (GO): microtubule-based process
Cellular component (GO): dynein complex
Molecular function (GO): dynein intermediate chain binding; dynein light intermediate chain binding
Source: RefSeq, a predicted model, not a curated record